Messenger RNA from Hansenula ciferrii, 570 nucleotides. It is a transcript of the gene PAC10, whose product is annotated as tubulin-binding prefolding complex subunit PAC10. Gene Ontology annotation, molecular function: tubulin binding. Gene Ontology annotation, cellular component: cytoplasm; prefoldin complex. The coding region runs from base 1 to 570 and encodes 189 amino acids. Gene Ontology annotation, biological process: microtubule-based process; protein folding; tubulin complex assembly. The transcript has 2 exons. The record is from RefSeq and is a predicted model, not a curated record. Lineage: Eukaryota; Fungi; Ascomycota; Saccharomycetes; Phaffomycetales; Wickerhamomycetaceae.
AUGAAUAUUGGUUCUAUAAAAGAAAAAAAUCCAAGAGGGAUUCCUCAAGCUCCAUUUGUUGAAAAAGUUGAAGAUUAUAUUAAAGAUGCAGCAGAUUUUGAAAAAAUAUUAGCUAUAUUUCAAGAAAGAUUACAACAAUAUAAAUAUAUGGAACAAAGUAAAUUGAAUGCUGUUCAACAAUAUAAAACCAAGAUACCCGAAAUUAAAGAUACUUUAACAAUGGUUGAAUUUUUAAAUACUAAAAAAGAUUCAGAUGAAUCAAUUGAAACAAAUUAUGAAUUAAAUGAUACUUUAUAUACUCUUGCAGAAAUAAAACCAACUGAUAAAGUUCUUCUAUGGCUUGGUGCAGAUGUUAUGUUAGAAUAUCCAAUUGAUGAAGCAAUUGAAUUAUUGAAUGAAAAAUUAUCAAUUGCAACAAAAAAUUUACAAAUUAGUGAAGAAGAUGCAGAAUUCCUAAGAGAAAAUAUUACUACAAUGGAAGUUAAUACUGCAAGAUUAUAUAAUUGGGAUGUUGAAAGAAGAAGAAACAUAAGAUUAGCAGAACAAGGAACUAAAAACUUGAAAAUAUAG